AUGGGUCGCAAUAAACGACCGGAGCAGCCCCAGACCCAAAGGAGCCUCCAACAGGGCCCCCUUGACAAGUUCCUACAUCCACAACCGGGCACCAGCGGAGAGCUGGGAGGCCCCAAUAUUGCGCCGACAUCCCCGCCGGGGUCGGACGGCACUACCCUUGAAAGAAUUGAGGACAGACUGCGGAGCUUGAUGGCCUCUAUGGCCACAAAAGACAACCUCAGGUCACUUACCACCACCAUUCAAGACACUCUCAGAGCAGAGAUGGCGGGCAUCCGGUCUGAGGUGGCCUCGCAUGCGGGCCGCAUCUCACUGCAAGAAGAGGCAACUGAGGCCCUCACAGCGCGCGUGACAACCGCAGACACUGCAAUAACCCGUCAGGGCGCGAUGCUUCUCUCGAUGAGGACCUAG
Molecule: messenger RNA, 408 nt
Organism: Pelobates cultripes (western spadefoot toad)
Lineage: Eukaryota; Metazoa; Chordata; Amphibia; Anura; Pelobatidae
Source: the annotation of a GenBank genome assembly